UGUUUAUUUAUUUGCACACCUGGUAUGCCCGUGCUGGUUCACGGGGCGCUGGGCAGCCGGUGGCGGCCAGGCGUCUGCGGUGGCCUGUAUUUCCUGCAGGCGCCCUGUGCUGUGCGUAGCGAGCGCGGUUAUAAUAUUCCUCGGUGCCAGCUGGUCCGCACUGAACCUCAUGGUCCGCCUUAAUCUAGGGAAAACCUUUCAAGAAUGUUGGUAGCUGUUCAAAAAUACUAUUUAGAAAAAAAAAGUUACAGCGUACCUUGGGCAAAACCAGAGGUGAUUUUUUUUCCUCGUUUCGUGGUCCCUGUUUACGCUGUUUACGCCGUUCCUUAAAAGACAGUCAUCCAGCUGGGUGUUUAAGUAGCUCCCCGGCAGGUCUUGCCUGCCGAGUGCUCCGGCAUACAAAUGCAGGGCAGUGAUUCCCGGGAGGGGGGCAGCAGUGCGGUGCAGUGCGGUGCGGGUGCUGAUCCGGCUUUCCUGCACUCCCUGUUAAUCGGUGUGCCGAUCAGGCCGGCCAGGGAAACAAAAAUAAUGCACACUUUCAGUUUUCCCGUAUUUGGCCUAUAGGCAAAAGGUGAGCAAAAGACCUGCCAAGUGGAAAUCUGUGGCUCCACGAAAGCAAACCAGACUGGCAGUUCACUGACCCUGUUUUGCCAGGACGUUCUCACCUGAUAGAGAACAUGGAUGAGAUCUGUGACUUUUCUGUUUUCGGUAACGUUCCUAUAUGAGUGAAAGCUCUGCCUAGAUGCAGAUGAUGUCUGCAUGAGCAUUUUUUUUCCUGUGGCAUGUUGAUUUCCUAAGCAAUAUAAAUCCAUAAGCGAUAGUAGCAAAAGUAAUUUUCUCUAUGUAAGCAGUGACCACGAUAUAAGAGGGUUUACUCUAUAUAAGCAACUCUUCACUUCUCGAAUUCUCUGACUUUGAAAUUAAUUAUAUAAGAAACCUUUUCCAUGUUAAAAUAGAUAAGCUUCAGAGUCUAUGCUUGUGUAUCCUGCAAAUAUGACUUAGCUUAUCUUAAAGGCUGUAGAGUCUGAAAGCAAACUAAAGGAACCCCUAUUUCCUCAGGGAUGUGAUCAGGAGUUUUGCAUGUUUGGUUUUCACUGUCUUAUUACAGUCCCUGUUGAGUCAAUUGUACAUUUUAUCUAAAACUUUUCACAGUUUGCAGGCUUGAACAGAACGUGUGCUUUCAUUGAGAUGAAAGGUUUUUUUUUUGGUCCAAAUCGAUUGAUUUUAGUGUGCAACAAUGUAACUCUCUUAUAAAACAUAAGGAUAGGGGCUGGCCCUAUUAGAUAGAUAGUCAGAUGUCCGGUAUACUGCAAGCACUGGAUGUCACGUGUAUAUUGAUAGCAGCUUCUUUGGGUAGAGCAAGACAUUGCAGUCCUUGAGGAGACACCACUCUGGAGUGCUGCAGGUAGGGAACAGUACGGACUGAGGCACUACCAGACCCCGAGUCCCAUGCAAAGAUGGGGAAUUGGUUAGAUGAGAGAUUCAGUUGAACCCAGCAGGCAACCUGUGCCCUUUGCUAUAGAGAAAGGCAAAGUGGGACCCAGUUACCUGCAAAUCUGAGCUGAAGGAAAACUUCUCUGCAAAUAUAGUGAUUUGACUCCGGAACCUGUGAGGAAAUCACACCAACCAAAUGUUAAAGUAGGUCAACCCUGCAGAAAUGGAGAUAGCUUUGAAUGUGUUUAUAUGCUUAUUAACUCCAUACUAUCAUGUCUAACAGCAUAGGCUACCCCACACAGCGCGUUGACUGUGCCUCUCAGGUGGGUUCGGGGAGGAGGGGCUGAAUUCUCUGCUUCCCUGGCUAUCUUGCUAGCAAUACUUGAGACAGCUAGUUUAAAAACAGGAGCUGCAUUUCCAGUAUUGAAGUCUUGCAUUACAAAAAGGUCAUUGUCCCUGUUGCAGUGUUUGUUCUUAGAGAGCGUCCCUGCUGUGAUACCUCAGAGGAAGAAAACAGUGAUUCCCCCUGAGCUGUCUGAGUGACUGAGACAAAAUAUUCUCCCUAGGCAGUUUCAGAAAAGUAGCUGGGACUAUGAAAUACGAGAUCUCCUGGCUAAUGGCAGCAGUGCAGGCAAAGUUGUUUUUUUCCAUGUCUUAGGAAAUUGUUCGAUGCAGAAGCAGAUCAUUCUUGCUUUGUUAUGCUUCACAAUUAGCAAGUUAUUUUCAGAGUAGGUAACACAUGAUGUUACAUUUCUGUUUACCCAUGAAAAAGUCCUUAAUUGCAGCUACAAGGGCAAUGAAAACUAAGAAUGUACCAGAGAAGAUUUUCUGAAACAAGGAAUCCUUUCCUGGAUAUAAACCCUGGUUGCAGUGGUGAGAGGGCCGACCACUGGACCACCAGGGGAGUAGCGUUCAGAGUCAGGUGCUGUCUAGUUAUUUUUAGAAAUACCUUUCUUUGCCGCACAAGUCACACUGACAAAAGGUUAUGCCUCUUCUCUGGCUUGCUAUGUCUAGAGAGAGAAACCCAUCAGUGAAACUGUCAGCGAUUCAGCCUCCUGCCAGCGCAGAAGCAGCCUGUGCCUGUGCCUGCCUGCAUCCUUGUGAUGCUCGCUGGAGAAGAAUGAUUUUCCCGAAAGCGCCAGGGAAGGAACGUGGGCGGCUGAUGUUUCUUUUCACUCAUCAGAACGAAAUGGCUGUGUGUCGCUAAAACCAAGGGAUUCAGCCUGGAUAUGAGGUACUGAAGGGAAAAAGAGCAUAACGCUUGGCUGCCCACCUUGCCCGUUUAACUGUACAUAAUGGAGACCAAGGAAGAGAAGAAGGAACGAAGACAAGGCUAUUUUGCUCGUUUGAAAAAGAAAAGGCAAGCCAAACAAAACACUGAGACUGUCUCUGCCAAUUCCUCUGGAUCUCCUGUUUCCAAAACUACUUCUGAGAAAGAUGAUGAAAGCAAAGCCAUUUUGGAGCAAAUCAGCUCUUCUGAAGACAACUGUAGAUUUGCUGGGGAAAAGGAAACUGCUCCAGACAAAGAGAAGAAAAAGAAAAAAUACAAUCAACUGAAAGACAUCAGGCGCACAGAACUUAAAAGAUACUAUAGUACUGAUGACAAUCAAAACAAAACUAAUGAAAAGAAGGAGAAAAAAAUGGUUUCUCAGAAACCCCAAGGCACCAUAGAAUAUACUGCUGGAAAUCAGGACACCAUAAACAGCAUAGCAUUGAAGUUUAACAUCACCCCAAACAAGCUUGUGGAACUCAAUAAGCUUUUUACGCACACAAUUGUUCCAGGACAGAUUCUCUUUGUGCCAGAAACAAGUGCUGGGAGGUUGUCGUCUUUCAGCCCUGGUGCUCCUGUUUCUCCUUCGUCAUCAGAUGCUGAAUAUGAUAAACUUCCUGAUGCUGAUUUGGCAAGAAAGGCCUUCAGACCAGUUGAGAGAGUCCUAUCUUCUACUUCAGAAGAGGAUGAGCCUGUUGUUGUCAAGUUCUUAAAAAUGAAUUGUCGUUACUUCACAGAUGGUAAGGGUGUAGUUGGAGGAGUCAUGAUAGUAACGCCAAACAACAUCAUGUUUGACCCACAUAAGUCUGAUCCGCUGGUAAUUGAGAAUGGCUGUGAAGAAUAUGGGCUUAUCUGCCCCAUGGAGGAAGUUGUCUCUAUAGCUCUCUACAAUGACAUUUCUCACAUGAAGAUUAAAGAUGCAUUGCCAUCUGACAUACCAAAGGAUCUUUGUCCUCUGUACAGGCCAGGAGAAUGGGAAGACCUUUCAUCUGAGAAAGAUAUCAAUCCUUUCAGCAAAUUCAAAUCCCUCAGCAAAGAAAAGAGGCAGCAGAAUGGGGAUUCACCCACUGCUCUGGGUGCCAAAGAAAUAAAGCCUUCAGAUAUAGAAAAGUCUGCUGAUUUUGAAGUUCUUCAGUCUUCUGAGAGUACAGGCUCAAUCAAAUCAAAGUCAUUGGAGUUUCCCAACAACAUGACUGCCACUGAGCAUUUGGAAAAGUCUGCUGCAGAGCCACAUGCCAAGGAGCCUUCUGGGGAAAAAAGUGUUUCAGACAUCAAAACCAAAGAAAAUUCUCUCCUGGGAGGAGGAGGGGAUGAUUUCAUUGAACUGGAGGAGACUCCAGCUUGUAUGGACAGAGGGUUGGACAGGAAAGGCUCAAUAAUGGAAGGCUUUCUGGCUGACCCCAGGGAGCUGGGGAGAACUAAGCAGCAGGUAACCAAACCCACUACAGAAGUCCAGGAGCGCUUGACAGUUGAUUCCUUGGAAAAAAAGGACAAUAUUGAACCUAAAGCUGACUUAGACUUAGAGCUGUGUGAAAAGCAAGAUGUUAUUCCAGAAGUAAACAAAUGUAUCAGUUCCCCAACAGGUAAGGUGGAGACUGCAUUGGACACUAAGAAAGAGCUAGAGAAAGAUAAACUUAUUGAAUUUUACCUCAAUAAAGAUGGGAAUGGGUCUCGGUCAUCUGAAGACUUGCACAAGGCUGAAAUCCAGAAAGGUGAAAACAAUAAAGCAAUUGGCAUAGACCUUACACUUAGCAGUUCAAAGUCCCAAGCUAAUGAAGUCCAUACAGUUAAAAGUAUGGAGCUUGAUUCCUGCUGUGUUGAAAGGAAAGCACCUUCAUUAGAAAUCAGCUCAGCAGCAGCAGAGGAAAAGGAUCUGAAAGAGUCUGUGGACUCUUCAUUAGUACCAGCUAUAGACAAGACCUGUCAAGAAACACAGUUAGACAAUCAAUCAGAAAUCAGACUGUGGCUGCUGCAGAAAAUUCAAGUGCCAAUUGAAGAUAUGCUUCCUUCAAAAGAGGAGAAGAGUAAGACUCCUCCAAUGUUUCUGUGCAUUAAAGUGGGCAAGCCCAUGAGGAAGUCCUUUGCGUCUCAGAGCACCACCAUGUCUCAGCAGUACAGUAAAAAGAUAAAGCAACCAGAGUACUGGUUUGCUGUUCCUCGGGAAAGGGUGGAUCACUUAUACACAUUUUUUGUUCAGUGGUCACCAGAAAUAUAUGGGAAAGAUGCUAAAGAGCAAGGUUUUGUUGUAGUAGAAAAGGAGGAGCUUGAUAUGAUAGACAACUUCUUCAGUGAGCCAACUACUAAAAGCUGGGAGAUCAUUACUGUAGAAGAAGCAAAAAGACGAACGAGGGUUUGCAGUUACUAUGAAGAUGAUGAUGAUGAUACUUUACCUGUCCUAAAGCACCACAGUGCUCUCCUGGAGAAUAUGCACAUAGAGCAGCUUGCCCGGCGUUUGCCAGCAAGAGUGCAAGGAUAUCCAUGGCGGCUUGCAUACAGCACACUGGAGCAUGGAACUAGCCUGAAGACUCUGUACCGUAAAUCAGCAUCUCUUGACAGUCCAGUUCUCCUUGUUAUCAAGGAUAUGGACAACCAGAUAUUUGGAGCGUACGCUACGCAUCCAUUCAGAUUUAGUGACCAUUACUAUGGCACAGGUGAAACAUUCCUCUACACAUUCAGUCCAAAUUUCAAGGUAUUUAAAUGGAGUGGCGAGAACACCUACUUCAUCAAUGGAGACAUGAGCUCUCUGGAACUCGGAGGUGGAGGUGGCCGGUUUGGCUUAUGGUUAGAUGCAGAUUUGUAUCAUGGGCGAAGCAACUCCUGCAGCACCUUCAAUAAUGACAUCUUAUCUAAGAAAGAAGAUUUCAUAAUACAAGACGUAGAAGUAUGGACAUUUGAAUGAAAUACUGACUGCCUUAAGGACUGGAUCCAUUAGGCACUUAAAAGCUAAAGAGAAGGUGCAGGCUGCCUCACAAUGUUACACGCUUCUUUCUCAAAUUGUACCAGAGCAUGACUACGCAAAAAAAAAAAAAAAAAACCCAAAACAACAAAAAAAUCUGGUUUUGAGAGGCAGUAAGAGACAGAACAAUAAGAUGUGAUGCUUAUGAAAACAUUCAUGGUGUAUGAGUUGAGAACUUUUCCUGUAACUGUGAAAAAGAUACUGUGGGAAAACUAUAACUGUCUAGUACAUUCCAUGUGUAUUUAUGUUCAACAUAUAAAUGCUAACCAAAAAUAAAAGGUUAUGUUACCAAAAUCUACAGCAUACUGUUUGCCAUGGAAAAAAAGUCUGAAGUAGGUGUACACAGCACUUAAGGGAACAUGUUUUUAAGAUCUUUUUAUUUAUUGUUAUUGUAUAGCAGAUUUUUUUAAAAUAUCUUAGCUAUGAGUUUUUUCUUUUAAUGUUUCAAAUCUCAAUUUGAUAAACAAUUGCUAUUCAGGUAGGUUUCUUAUGCAUUGGCAUUUAUUCUGAAUCAAUUUAUUUGAUUUCUGAAGUUAAUUUUUAUAUUUUUAUUUUGUAAAUGAGAUUUGGUUUUCACUUUACCCUAGUUAGAGGGUUUGUUUUCUGGCAGAAACGCUUGAGUGCAUAAUUCUGGUUUUCUCUGAGAUGAGGGAAAGGUAGUUAGUGCUUCGUAUUGAGUCUGCUGCCGCGCUCCUGUUAAUAGAUUAUUUUGGCAGUAUAUGGAGACACUGGGCAAACUACCAGCUGGUAUAGACUGUAUCAGCUCUGUUGCAGUCAAGAAUCGGGACAGCAUGCUCUGAGCAUCUGUCCUGGUAUUAUUUGACUGUUUACUAAAGAGAUUUCUAAGAGAAGAUUGCUUCUCUGUAUCACCAUCUGAUUCAAAAUAAACUGCCCACUGUGCUUUUAUGAGCACUUUUUUACAAAUUGAAGAAUAACUGUUUUGUUAAGGAGAAAAUAUAAUCUUGAGAUACGGAGCAGAAUGUUAUUUCCCUAACAGGCCAGGUCAUGUUAGUGUAAUACCUGUUUUUGUAGUAAUUAAUAUACGAUUUCCUUCCUGAAAAAGACUUGAAGCAACAGGCUGGUUUAGGAUUUGACAGGUAACUAAAUAUUUUUCUUUGUUUUUCAUAAAAUACUUGUCACUUUUCCCCUUCCCCCCUCAACACUAAAAAGAUUCCAGGUUAUAAAGCUAGGCUGAACUCUAAACAAGUCAGUGUUAAGAAAUUUUCAGUAAAUAGGGAAAAUGUAAGAGAGCACUGGGAAUCUUUACUGUUUUCUAAAGAAUUCUGCUUUGCAAUUAAGCUAUACUUUAAACAGAAGUUUAAACAAUCCAAACCCUGCCAAGAUGGACUUUCUGGCAACACCAGGAUGCUGUUCUAUCCUUAAAACCAAAAGUAUCUUUGUCUUGGAAAAGGUAGGUUUUAGAAAUGGUAAUGGGCUUCCAUGCAUUGAACAGUACAGACUAAUUUUGGAAUAUUAAUAAUUGAGAAAUACUGUUCGAUUUAGUUACUGCUCCUCCCUUUCUUAAUAUAUUCAGAAAAGUAAACAUGACAAGCGGUUUUCUUUCAAAAACAUUAACAAAUCUUAAUCCUGCACAGAAAUUUCACAGUCUAAAAACCAAUGCUAAGUCUGUAUCACGCUGCACAUAAGCUUUUCACACUUGUUCUUCCAGGUGGUCUAAUACAGCCAUGAAUACAGUUCUUAUUGGUAAUGCUGUAAAAUAUUUUGGAAGUUGCUAAUAGCAUAAUGCUUUGACGAUACCAGGAAUAUCUACUACUGUUUGCUCUUUUUACUGGUGGCAGACCACUUACUAGUUCAAAAAAAAAACAAACAAAAAAAAACCCCACACAUGCAACAAGUUCAACAUUUUGCAUACGUUUCACUAUUGUUACCUACAACUUACUCCAUUAUAUUAUACUUGUCAGAGGAUAUCUAGACGCUGUGUUCUAUAUUCAAAACAGUGUUGUUCAAUCAAAAUUCUGUGACCCUUGAAACUAUGAAUAUUGAACAUAUGUAAUGCAGUGCUAUCACAUUAUUUUCAAUAAAGGAAUUUAUGCAUUCA
Molecule: messenger RNA, 7719 nt
Organism: Struthio camelus australis
Lineage: Eukaryota; Metazoa; Chordata; Aves; Struthioniformes; Struthionidae
Gene: NCOA7
Product: nuclear receptor coactivator 7
Biological process (GO): regulation of transcription by RNA polymerase II; response to oxidative stress
Cellular component (GO): nucleus
Source: RefSeq, a predicted model, not a curated record